UGUUAUUUCUCUUUGUUAUGUAAAGUUUCAAAUAAAAAUCUUUGUACAUAAAGAGGUAGUUUGUACUACCUCUAUCUAUGAUAGGGCUAUAGUUAGAAAAGAUAGUGGGAGCCAUUAAUUCUACUGCUGUGUUGCUGCUCUAAUGGUGUGACUACUAGAAGACAGAUCUUUAAAUAUCAGCACUUUUUUUAUCAGCAUACAUCCAGCUCAGAGGGAGGAGGCAGAACAGUAAUGCUUCCUGACCUGCUCUGUUUUGCUCUCACCAAUGGUUGAAUGUGGUGGCUCCAUAAUGGCUGUGGGUGAGAUCCUGGUACAUGUGAGGAUCACUGUCCCCAUUCUCUGGCUGAGGGUGUUUCUGCUCCUUUCUGGAUGGUCCCAUGUUGGGCAUUCCUAUCACCAUGGUCCCCCAGAAGUGGUGAUUCCUUUGAGGAUAACAGGCACUAACAUUGUCAAGAAACCUCCAGGCUGGAUCUCUUACUGCCUGCAUUUUGGAGGCCAGAGACAUGUUUUCCAUAUGAAGGUCAAGAAGCUUUUGCUGUCCAAAAACUUCCCAGUGUUCACAUACACAGACCAGGGUGCUCUUCUUGAAGACCAGCCAUUUAUCCAGAAGGAUUGCUAUUAUCAUGGUUAUGUGGAGGGGGAUCCGGAUUCCCUGGUUUCUCUGAGUACCUGUUUUGGGGGCUUUCAAGGAAUAUUACAGAUAAAUCACAUUGUUUAUGAAAUUUUGCCCAAAAGGCUUUCUACCACAUUUGAACAUCUGAUAUUUAAGAUGUAUGGCGAGGAGAAACAAUUCUCACCCAUGAAGUGUGGAUUGACAGAUGAAAAAAUAGCCCAACAAAUGAAGUUUCAAGAGAGCAAUAGUUCCACUUUGCAAAGUGGGUAUAAAGGUCUGUGGACGCACAAGAAAUUUGUUGAAAUGGCAGUGGUGGUAGACUACAAUCGAUACGCUUAUCGUGAAUAUAAUGUCACAACUGUGGAACUGGAAGUGAUUACUACUAUGAACAACGUAAAUACCUUCUAUCAACCACUAAAUAUUGACGUGAGUUUAGUUGGAAUGGAGGUCUGGAAUGAAGGAAACCCUGUUGAAAUAAAGAACAUGAAUAUACUCGUGGAUUUAUUUUGCGCCUGGAAGGAAAAAGGCUUUAGUGCCCGUGUGCCCCAUGAUGCUGCGCAUGUUUUUGUAAAAAGAGGAUAUGGUACGUUUGGCAUAUCUUAUGUUGGAUCAGUAUGUAACUACAAUACUAAUUGUGCAGUGGAUGCUUUCACAAGUAAUGAUUUGGUUCUUUUUGCAUUUGUUGUGUCACAUGAACUCGGUCAUUCUCUGGGUAUGUGGCAUGAUGAGGGAACAUGUAAAUGUGCAGACAAUGUGUGCAUAAUGUAUGCAGCACAGUCUUGGGCAACUAAAUUCAGCAACUGCAGUUAUGCUCAAUAUUGGCACACCUCUGCAAGAUCAAGAUGUAUCUUCCACCCACCCACUCCAGAGAGAACCUUCAAGUCUACACGCUGUGGGAACGGUGUGGUUGAAGAAGGAGAAGAGUGUGACUGUGGAUCCUUAAAUUUGUGUACAAAAGAUCCAUGCUGUCAGUUAGACUGUACUCUGAGUCCUGGGGCUACUUGUGCUUUUGGGCUUUGUUGCAAAGACUGCAAGUUCAUGCCAUCAGGUGAUGUAUGUAGAGAACAGGCAAAUGAAUGUGAUCUUCCCGAGUGGUGUGAUGGGACAUCCCAUCAAUGCCCAGAAGAUGUGCAUGUGCAAGAUGGAGUCGAAUGCACAGGUGGUGGCUACUGCUAUGAAAAGAGAUGCAAUAGCCGUGAUGAACUGUGUAGCCAACUUUUUGGCCCAAAUGCCAAGAGUGCAAGUCAGAUUUGCUACAGUACAGUGAAUAUCCAAGGGGACCGUUUUGGUAACUGUGGUCUCAAGAACAAUCAAUUUAUAAAAUGUAAUACCUCAGAUACCCUGUGUGGGAGGGUGCAGUGUAAGGAUGUGACAAAAAUCCCCACUCUGAGAUACCAUUCUACUCUGCACUGGCUUCACCUCAAUGAUAGCAUCUGUUGGGGUAUAGACUUCCAUUAUGGGAUGCCCUUGCCUGAUCUUGGUGAAGUGAAAGAUGGUACAGAGUGUGGUAAAGAACAUAUCUGUGUCCGAAGGAAGUGUAUCCCUUUGGCAUAUUUGAAAACCAAUUGUUCACCCGAGACCUGCAAUAGGAAUGGGGUCUGCAACAAUAGACAUCACUGCCAUUGCAGCAAUGAGUGGGAUCCCCCUGACUGCCAGGUAAAAGGCAAAGGAGGUAGUGUUGAUAGUGGCCCACCCCCAAUAAGAAACGAGACUGAAAUGCCACAGAAGAAACAGCAAAAGAAGACCUACCAGCUAUUAUUUUGGUUGAUUCCUUCUUCGGUUUUAUUAUGUUGUUUGUUAAUUUUGUUUUUUAUGAGAAGGAAAAAAAAGGAUAAGAAAAAAGUGCAGAAUGUUCCACCUUCAUCCAAUGAACAGCAGAAUGCACCACCUGAACAGAAUCAAGAAGUGAGUGAUCCACCUGCACCUGAGAAUGAAAACUAA
Molecule: messenger RNA, 2554 nt
Organism: Zalophus californianus (California sea lion)
Lineage: Eukaryota; Metazoa; Chordata; Mammalia; Carnivora; Otariidae
Product: disintegrin and metalloproteinase domain-containing protein 20-like
Exons: 2
Coding region: 266-2554 (762 amino acids)
Biological process (GO): proteolysis; male gonad development
Cellular component (GO): external side of plasma membrane; plasma membrane; sperm head plasma membrane
Molecular function (GO): metalloendopeptidase activity
Source: RefSeq, a predicted model, not a curated record